Molecule: messenger RNA, 2583 nt
Organism: Talaromyces stipitatus ATCC 10500
Lineage: Eukaryota; Fungi; Ascomycota; Eurotiomycetes; Eurotiales; Trichocomaceae
Exons: 2
Coding region: 1-2583 (860 amino acids)
Source: RefSeq, a predicted model, not a curated record
AUGGACCUGCAGAACCACGACAACAAGAAUGCCAACAACAGUGACCAAGCAGAUGAGGGGAUGCAGCAUGGCCGAACUAGUGCUACUCGCACUAAUCAUCUGACCGCAAAUCUUACUACUAUUACCUCCACGCACAUUCCACCUACACCCAACAGACUUGCGGGUGGGAAUGUGAUUAUUCCUUAUUCUACCAGGAAUACUGGUAGUCCUAUCUCUGAUACACUGCAGUGCUGCUGUGGUAGACGGGAUUGUGCAUACCUCAAGCAUAACAAUGUGGCUUUGGGCGAUUUGGAGAAGGAUUUAGAGACCGCGGCGAGAUUGGGGCAGGCCCUCCUCCAACGGCACGAGACGUACGUCUCCGACGCCGAAGCAGACCGAAACCGCAUGCUCCUCGAAAUGGAGCGACUAGAACGCGACAAGCGAGAAAUCCAAUCUGCGAAUGCGCGCAUAGUCGAGGAGAAUCGUCACUUACUUGAACAGCUGGAAACACUCAACAAUGCCGUUGCUACCUCGGACAACGAGAUUAGAUCUCUGGCUGAUCGGUUGCAGCAAGCUCAACUCGAAAUGAGAGCGUUGGCGGCUUCGGCGGCGCGGGCGGCAGAUUUGGAGAUUCAGUUGAAUGCCAUGGAGGCGGAGCAGAUGGAAUUACAGCAACAGCUCAUCCUGACGCAAGAAGACGAAAAAUCGGCGGUGCAGAGGUGGAAGAAGGCCGAGACGACGUUGAGAGAUCUACAGGAUCAGUUAGAUCGGCUUGAGUAUGAGGCGAGGAUGGAGAGGGAGGAACAUGCGCAGAUCAUUGAGCGUAUGGAACGGAGACGCGCUGUUGAGAGGGAGUUGGAUAGUGCUGCUGGUCGACUCAAGGGUGCUGCUGCUGCGUCGGCGGUUAUGGAUCGUAAUAGUAAUCGCAAUGCGACGACGCCGGUUGUAUCCAAGUUUGUGCGUGAUAUACUUCAGGAUAACGCGAAUUUGCAGAUGGGUAUUGUCGAGUUGCGGGAGUUAUUGGAGAGUUCGAAUCAGGAAGUUGAGAACCUGCGGGAGCAGAUUCUGCAUCAUCAUCAUCAUCAACCUGUUGAAAACGAUUCGGAGCAACCGCAACAGAACGCGUCGCGGCUGGAUCAAGAACUCAAUGCAAAGGAGUCUCGUCCGAUUUCUCAGGAGUUUCAUGUCCAUCAUCAUUAUCAUUCGCCUUCGUCGUCGGUCAGUUCCAAGAAAGAGAAACAACCUAUACGGCGUGCGAAGAAGAGACGACCUCCUUUAAUGGCGUCGGGAAUGCAUAGUCCUAGAUCGCCUUCAUCAUAUCACCAUGCACAUCCCUCAUCAUCUUCUGUAUCGACAAUCAUGUCCCAGACGUCCGUCUCAAUUCCUCCGUCGUCAUCACAGCGGUAUUCUGUUCAUCCAUCUGGAGUAUCGUCACUGGCCAGUUCUCCAAUUUCGGCGUAUCAGCCGUCUUCAAUUUUUGAUGUUGUCGAUCAAAGCGAAUUGUCAAGACCAUCCAGUCCGGAAAGUCCUGCUAUGUUAAUGUCACCGAAACGACCAAUGUGGAGGGGUAAGCGCAUGUCAGAUGCUUCUUCGCGGUCGUUUUCCAUGCCUAGUGGGAUGUCUCUCGCAGGUGACUCUGAUUUCGGUGAGAACGACAAGUUUGAUAUGCUUGAUGGUGAUGAGGAUAUUUUUGAGCAACCUACAAAGACUAGUGAUGAGAUGUGGCUUCCUCCUGCCAUACCUGAAGAACAGGAGGAUGUCACCGAUAAAUCUGAUAACCAGCCCGCGAAAGAGGAACAAACAGGAGACGCACCAGGUCCGUCCAUUAUUAAUAACGUAUUCGAUGAGACCACCUUCGAUCCAAUGCAACAGCAUCAUACAUUACGCAAAUCGGCAUCUUACGAGAGUCUUCUCUCUGUCUCUGGCAUGGAUAUCCAUACCCUCCGUGAUCGACCUUCCCAGUUACUUGCCGGUUUUGAAUCGAGAUACUUCCUCCCUCGUCGCCCGCCGCAGCGCGUCGUCACAGUCGCAACUGAGAUUUCAUCUCCUGUCAUAUCGACUACAAAUAUCACAGCCGAUAAAACAACUAUUCUCUCGACAAGCAGUCAACAGAAAUCAUCGCAUUCCUUACUUGCUCGCGUAGCAGCAAAGAGUAGUAUUUCUGCUAUCAAUCCAGAGACUACAAACACUCCACCAUCGAACACUGCAUCCACCCCAAUCCCGACCAACACAAAACCAACAACAAUAACCCGCAAAGUCGGAGGAUGGGUUAUGGGUAAAUGGGGCAUUGCGCCUACCCCAGCUACAUCAUCAUCAUCAUCAUCAUCAUCAUUUUCAAGCUGGACGAAUAGUCACCAUCUCAUCCACCAAGCUCAGCAAUCAGAUGCAGCGAGUAUAUCAUCAUCCGAUACUGCCACUACUUCCACCACAACAACGCAAACCAAAACACGUCCACACUCAAAACCGGUAAUGCGAGGCUUUGGAAUUAAUCAGAAAGGGCCUAUACCUGGUUUCGUAUCUUCGACUGCUCUUCCGGCGAAGAAUGUGGUUAUUCAUGCUGAUGUUUUGGAUAGGGAGUUGUUGGAUGAGAGUUUGAAAGAGUGA